AUGAUUGUGUUUAUUUUCCUGGCUAUGGGACUCAGCUCAGAAAAUAAAUCUGCUUUUCCAAACAACGACUGUGCAUAUCUAAGGCAGCAAUGCCUCCGUGAUGGAACUCCAUGUAAACAUGCUUGGAGAAUAGCGAAAGAUGCCUGCAACAUUUCAGAUCCUGGUGACUCCUGUGCGGUAACUGAUUUAUCACUCUGUAAUUUGACCAUCCAGUCCUUGGUGGAAUGCAGUUUCCAGUUUAAACAGUGUGUCUGCACUGACGACCUUUAUUGUACUCUGAACAAAUUUUUUGGAAUAAAAUGCAUCAGUAAGUCAGAUAACAUCAAAGAGGACAAAAAAUUCAAGUAGAACCUAAUUACCCCUUCCCACCAUGAUAAUUUUAUGAAUUAUUUUAAAGGGAUGCCCUCCUGUCUGGAAAUCAUGGAGGCCUGUGUUGGUGACGUGGGCUGUAAUGCACACUUGGCCUCUUACCUUAAAGCAUGCUCAGCCCAGGGAAGCCUGUGCGAUCGGGACCACUGCCAGACGGCCACACAGUCCUUCUAUCAGAGCGUGCCAUUGAACGUGGCCCAGAUGCUGGCCUUCUGUGACUGCGCGCCAUCGGACACCCCAUGCCAGCAAUCCAGGGAAGCUCUUCACAGCAGACGCUGCAUGGCAGACUCGGGCCCACCCCCUACCUGCCUCAGUGUCAUUCGCAGCUGUCGUGAUGAUGAGUUGUGCAGGAGGCGUUACAGGACAUUUCAGUUGAAAUGCUGGCCCCACGUGACUGAAAAGUGCCAUGAAGAUGAGACCUGCAUUGGCACUUUAAGCAAACGGGAUGUCACAUGCUCCGGAAGUGAGGACUGCACAGCCGCUUACAUUGGCAUCCUUGGGACAGUCCUUCAAGGCCGGUGCACAUGCAGGGGCACUGCACAAACUGAAGAAUCUUUGUGCAAGAUUUUUCAGCAACUGCUCCAUAGAAAAUCAUGUUUCAAUUAUCCAAUCCUUUCUAAUGUCAAAGGUCUUCCAUUGUACGAAAGAAAACAUGCGAAGGAAAUCACUUUCACUGGAUUCCACUCUCCCAUCAAUGGAGAAGUCAUUUAUGCUGUCAUGUGCAUGACAGUCGUCUGUGGAGUCCUCCUCCUGGUUAUGCUCAAACUGAGAAUUUCCAGAAUUUCAAGUCAAACGAGGAAUCCAUCACCAAUCCAAAUAUCUGGAGGAAUCAUCAUUCACUAAGAGUCGUGGAUUGUCAUGUAUCACUUUUUCAAAGCAAAGAUUUUAGCCAGUCAACAUGGUAUCACAGGCAUCACUAAUAAGGAAAUGUUUAGGGUGGACUUCACGAUAUUAGGUCAUUAAAUAGAAUAUCAUGAGGUAUAUGUAUGGCAUGAUGAUCAUAGACUCCUUGUUUUUCUUACAAAAAUAUUGAAGUAAGUAAGUAUGGAAGAUCUUUUACAAUACAAAUAGAGACUUGACGUUUCAUUUGAAGACAAAACAUGUUAUCCAAACUUACAGUUUUUUCAUGUAUGAAUGUUGCAUCAUAAUUUGACAUUAUAAAGGUUUUUUAAAAUCAUUUUUGUAGGUUUCAACUAACUUUCAUAAAUAGAAACAUUAGUAAGAAAUAUCCACCAUGUAUUAUUUUUAUAUUCUUACCUAUUUUCAAAUCAUUAGCUGUAUAAUUAGCUUCAGGUUCCUAAAUAUGUUUGGUUAGAUGUGAUUAAUAAUCAACAAGGGCAUUAGACAUUUUAAAUUUGAAAAUUGCUGAAUUUUUCUUUUUUAACUAGAUGUUUUUAUACCCAUAAAAAACUGUUAAUUGAGAAAAAUCAGAGAAAGUUACAUUAACUAAGAAAAUCCAGUGAGCAUUUCAGUAAAGAUACAAAUUGUUUAGCAACUGGAGUUUUCUGUGGUAAACACAAUAACUUGUACAAUGACAAAGCAACACCUUACUUGCUAGUUUUUACAUUGUUUCUAAACGGUUAAUUUGACUUCAAAACAUAAUUGUAAUUCAAACACUGAGUGAAAGAUAUUCAUUAGCUAAAUUAUCUAUAUUUAAUUAUAUAAAAUAUA
Molecule: messenger RNA, 2040 nt
Organism: Cavia porcellus (domestic guinea pig)
Lineage: Eukaryota; Metazoa; Chordata; Mammalia; Rodentia; Caviidae
Gene: Gfral
Product: GDNF family receptor alpha like
Exons: 9
Biological process (GO): nervous system development
Cellular component (GO): external side of plasma membrane; signaling receptor complex
Molecular function (GO): signaling receptor activity
Source: RefSeq, a predicted model, not a curated record